Helicoverpa armigera (cotton bollworm) is the source of this 260-nucleotide messenger RNA. RefSeq names its product ubiquinol-cytochrome-c reductase complex assembly factor 6 (gene sloth2). Bases 1 to 207 code for a protein of 68 amino acids. The record is from RefSeq and is a predicted model, not a curated record. Gene Ontology annotation, biological process: mitochondrial respiratory chain complex III assembly. Lineage: Eukaryota; Metazoa; Arthropoda; Insecta; Lepidoptera; Noctuidae. The transcript has a single exon.
AUGCCGGCCGGAGUGACUUGGGGCCAGUACAUUGCCUUUUCAUCGGCGGCUAUGCUGUCUAUGCUAGCAGGAUCGCAGAUUGUACAUCAGUACUACAAACCAUUACAGGAUUUAAAUGAAUACAUUAACAAGGAGCUCAGAAGCCUACCGGAUAACGUUCAAGUUAAAAUUAGACAAGAAUUGCAGGAUGAAGGUAUAUUAAAUUAGGACUUAUAUUAUUUAUUAUGUGUAAGUAAAUAAAAUUGUUACUCACAAUAGAA